This is a messenger RNA of Esox lucius (northern pike), 1504 nucleotides long. RefSeq names its product leukotriene B4 receptor 1. Gene Ontology annotation, cellular component: plasma membrane. NCBI's taxonomy places the organism in Eukaryota, Metazoa, Chordata, Actinopteri, Esociformes, Esocidae. Gene Ontology annotation, biological process: inflammatory response; positive regulation of cytosolic calcium ion concentration; phospholipase C-activating G protein-coupled receptor signaling pathway. Bases 243 to 1388 code for a protein of 381 amino acids. The transcript has 4 exons. Gene Ontology annotation, molecular function: G protein-coupled receptor activity; complement receptor activity. The record is from RefSeq and is a predicted model, not a curated record.
GACUGUGUGCGCAUAGUCUGCCUAGUUUGAAAAGCCAUUUCAACAUACUAGUCAAAAGAAACUGGUACUUAUUUUUUACAUUUUUACGGGGCAACUUUUUCAGUUUUACUUUUUAAAGUUGGUUAGAUACUAGUAAUUACUCCAAAAAUAUUACAUUACUAGUGUUUUUUAACAUUGAACUCUAUGGGGUACUGCUGUUCAGUUAUGGGAAGACAAAUCCACCAUGAACUUCAACCAGGAAGAUGGAAAAUUUGAGUUUGAUGAACGCCACAACACUGAAUACCAUCAUUAACCUCACCACCAGCUCCUCCACUCCAAACCACUCUUAUUCUCCUGAAAUCUGCUUCCUCCUGGUUGCUAUGGCCAUGGGUCUACCCGGAAACAUUCUAGUAAUUCGGACCAUCCUGUUCCGCCUUCGUCGCCGUUCCAUCACGUCCCACCUCAUCCUCCAGCUGGCGGUCGCUGACACGCUAGUGCUGCUCACGGCGCCUCUUUUUCUUUGUCAGCUCUUCAGGGGCGGGGUCUGGGAGUUCGGAACGGCUCUUUGCAAGCUCCUGCACUACAUAUGCGGCAUAAAUAUGUACCUCAGCAUCCUGUUGGUCACUCUGAUGAGCAUUGACCGCCACCUGGGUGUGGUCCAGCCCUUCCUCUCUAUGCGUGUCCGCACCAAGUCUAGGCUCUGGCCCACCAUGGUCGUAGCGUGGGCGUUGGCUGUGCUACUGCCUACACCGUUGCUUGCAUACCGACAGGUCAAAAAUGGGAUGUGUAGGACGUAUUACCCCACCAUUGCGCACAAGGUGAGUCACCAUUUGAUGGAGACCAUUGUUGGGUUCCUGGUCCCCUUCGGCAUCAUGACUGUCUGCUACAUACGACUAGCUCGCGUGUUAGCACCUAACCGUGCACGCUGGCGGCACCCAUCCUACAGCAAGACCAACCGCCUUGUUACCCUGAUAAUUGCUACCUUUGCCCUCAUCUGGACUCCAUACCACAUGGUCAACUUGCUGAAGGUGUGGAUUGUCCUAAACAGGCCAUCCACGAAACUGGACAACUUCUGUCUGAGAGCCAGCACGAUUGUCAUAGCACUAGUUUUUCUUUCCAACGCGGUCAACCCUCUGCUGUAUACCCUGACGGGCUCAUGCUCCUCCCACAGUAACUCCGCCUCCUCUCCUGGGAGAUUAAAAGAUGUGGAUGUGUUUCUGGAGAGGCAGGCCUCCAAGGCCGGCAGAAGAACAAACUGUGACGAUAGAGAGAACGAGGAGAAGAAAUAUGGAGAUGGCAGAGAACCGAUUGGAGCAGCAGAAGAAACGACAACGGUUCUAGUGAAAAGAGAGGAGGAUAAACAGAUGACAACAGCUCUAGGUAAAACAGAGGGAGAUGAUGAAGAGUGAAAAUAAUGCCCAAAAUAUUACUCAACAUUCUGAAGGAUCUGCAUGCUUUGCACGAUAUGUCUCUUUUGUGAUCUGUGUUGUGGUGAUCUUAAUCAAUAAAUGGCAGCUGUAUUGUG